Molecule: messenger RNA, 3152 nt
Organism: Engraulis encrasicolus (European anchovy)
Lineage: Eukaryota; Metazoa; Chordata; Actinopteri; Clupeiformes; Engraulidae
Gene: tmem134
Product: transmembrane protein 134
Exons: 8
Coding region: 792-1412 (206 amino acids)
Source: RefSeq, a predicted model, not a curated record
CAGGUUUCUUACCUGUGAGGGUGAGUUUGUGCAUAAUUCAUCAUUACUCUAUUGGUAAAAUGAUCCCAAAUAAAAUAAUGGGCUAAGGUAGAUUGGACUGCUGAUAGCAUUUUAGGAAGCAUCUGAGGCACUCCAGAAGUUCUCCAACCAUUUGUUUGGCUAUUUUCAUAUGCCAUAGUAGCCUCAUUGACAGUAGGCUAGGCCUAGGCAGUAGGCCUAAGCAUAUUAUUAUAUUAGCCUACUUCAUUUGGUUAGCUCUUUUUAGGCCUAUUUAAAAUCGUAGGCCAUUUUACAAAACAGGCCUAGCAAAUCUGAAAUAGACCGAUGGCGCGCUUGUUCAUGUCAAGAAUAACAUUCAGCACUGGGGGCUGCACCCUAAAGAUCAGAUAGGCUCAUUGACAGUAAUCUAUUUACUCUCAAUGAAUAGGCUACUUCUCCAGCUGUUCCCUCUCGCCGUUCUGGCGUUGGUAUGAUAAUCGAUAAUGCGAAACAGCAAUCGAUUAACUUUGCCUGAGGAGUGCUGAAGUCACGUGUAGCCGAAUGCCGCUUGCGAAAGGAAACGCCUGGGCAUCAUAAAGUUCUGUGGAAGUUUGUGCGUCUCUGCUUGAAGGCUUCUAUUUGUUUUGUUUUCACGAUUAUUUUUUUCCACCAGCGUCUACUUCUAACUCCCGAAGGAAGAACGUAACAUGCAUCAACUACUGAAUCGCAACUAAUCACGUAGAACUAGGUCUAAUUGGACGCAUUGACAUGUGUGUCUGUGAGGUGAGCCUCCUGAUCUGAAGAGGCAGACCAUGGCAACACAGUUCAGCAUUGAUGAUGCAUUUGUGCUGGAGGGAGAGGAGGAGUGUGUUGGGCCAGAGGGAGACCUUGAAGGAUGGAAAGGAAAGGAGAGAGAGAAAGAUGGAGAGAUGACAUUUGGAACGCUCUCCUUUACCAAGCCACAGACUCACCCAGCCACAGCAACAGGCUCCCCUGAACACAGUAAUUUGAAAUAUCAGAACCUGGAAAAUGAAGACGGCCUGGGGAACAGUGGCGGCUCCACGUUCAACAACUUCUUCAAAAUUAGCGACCCGGCCACUCUCUCCUACUGCAGCUCCCAGUGGUCCUUCAGCACAUUGAGCUCUGUCACUCAGCUCUCUGCACACUGCUGCGGUUGGACAUCUCAUCCACUGGUGAAGAAAAACAGACGGGUUGUUCUAGCCUCAUUCCUCCUCCUCAUCACUGGAGUGGCUCUAAUAUUUACUGGCAUCGUCAUCCAGCUAAACCCUCAUGCAGGUGUCUCCAGUGCCAUCUUUUUUGUUCCUGGAUUUUUGCUUUUUAUUCCAGGGGUCUAUCACGUGAUCUACAUAAGCUGUGCUGUCCAAGGGCGUCGAGGCUUUAAGUUCUUCUACCUGCCAUACUUUGAAAAGUAACCGCUCACUCAAGUUUGCCUUUCUUCUAUUCUUCCAAAAUACCAAUGGCUCCUCGGUGUAUCUGAGUGAGUGGGCACUUCUCAAAGUAAAGUGUUAGAGCCUUGCUAGAACGAGUAACGCCCGUUUUUCAUGGAUUUCACCAAAGACUGUCCAACAACUAGUUCUAAGUGUAAUUAAUAAUUGGAUACUCCUUGGAAAAAUGAGCAUUACUCUUCCUAGCAAGGUUAGGACACCUCACUUUGAGAAAUACCCAGUGUGAAUAUAUGUGUGUAUGUGUGUUUGAAUGUGAGAAAGCAUGCGUGAGGAAGGAAUUCCACUGUUGUAUGAACUACCACUACUAACACAGAACCACUGUGCCAAUCAGUAUACUUCCAAUAUGUCUUGAAGGGAAGGAAUUGCUUUAAAUGCUUAUGAAUUUGCGCUAAAAUUGUGACACUAAAUUUUUAAUGCAUUUUUAUACUGUAACAACCAUUUUAAACUUGCUUUUAUUGUUUUUUUAAUAGGUUAGUUUUAGUUACCAAAUACAUUUUUUAAAACAGCCUGUUUCUUAGAAAUGUUAUGAUUGUAUAGAGGUGCCAUACAUGUGGUUGUUUGAAAUGACUACGUAAGAAAAAAACCUAAAUCAGGUAUUGAUAUGUUGAACACACCAGUGUGUUAAUACAUUAUCUGCUAGAACUUUGUGCUCCAACCACCAACUUGCUGUUUUAAGACAUUCUGUUUUAACUGCAUUGACAUUCAGUUUGUAUAAAACAACGAGGAGCAUUCCAAACAGGUGGUUCAAUAGAAAACCUGGUUUACCUGGAAGAAGCGGUCAUUCGGCCGAUGUAAGAGCUUGUAGUCCUCAUUUUGUUCUCAAAAGCAGGACCACAUUUCUCGAAAGCAUUGUUGCUAACCUGUUAGCAACUUCAUAGGUUUCCAGUGGGAAAUUGCAUUGCAACCAAGUAAGUUGCUAACUUGGUUAGCAAUGACGCUGUGAAGAAACGCACCCCAGGGUAACAGGUUUGCCAUUUUCUAUAGGUUAACUUAGCCAGGUUUAUGACUUGUUCUUGGAAUAGCCCUCUGAUAUACACUCACCAUUAUGUAAAAUGACAUUUUGUGGUCCAGUUAUUGAAACCACUCUCUCGUGUUGUCAUAAAAUACUGUUGUUAAUCAUUUAUUUUUAUCCAAUGGUGGUCCCAAAACGUCUAGUGUGCAGCAUGUAUACACAUCCAUGCGUUACCACACAUUUGGCAGUUAUCCGACACUGAAAGACAUAUCGUUUGAGAUUCAUGUUUAAGAAGGAAAUUGUGUUGUCUUCCACAGGAUGUUGAACUUGGCAGUCGUAGGUGGCUUAGUGAUGUGGUGAUAGAUUUGAAAGCAUCUCCCAGUAAACGGGUGAUGCACUGACCUCUAUGACCUUGGAGAGCCCCGUAAAUCAAAUUUUGUACUAAAAAAAAGUCAUGUCAUUUCAAGUUUUAAAUGUGACGAGUUGUGUAUUUUCUCCAUGUUGUGCCAUGUAAGCCACUUGUCCUUUAUUAAGUGUUGUGCAAUCUCGCAUUGUAUUUAUCAGUGUGUUCCAUGUGUUUGAACUCCUCACUUGUGCAGCAUUAACUUAUGUCUUGGGCCUCCUUGCUCUCGACAAGCUGCUUGUUCGGCAGACAGAUACCUUAGGUGUCCAGAAUGCCUGAGGACAUUCCACUUUCAUGUAAUGAUUUCUUUUUCUAUAUGCUGCCAAUAAAAUGUGAUGACGUAUGUACUAUA